Molecule: messenger RNA, 557 nt
Organism: Aureobasidium subglaciale EXF-2481
Lineage: Eukaryota; Fungi; Ascomycota; Dothideomycetes; Dothideales; Saccotheciaceae
Exons: 1
Coding region: 106-453 (115 amino acids)
Source: RefSeq, a predicted model, not a curated record
GUCCAAGUCAUGUAACGAUAACGAAUAUCGUCUGACAUGGGACUGAACAUGCUCUCACUUUGUAUGCGCCUUUAGACCAAGUACAGACAUCGUGGUGAUUGUGUAAUGUCGUCGACAGUGUCCACAGCCUUCGUUUAUGGUAUGACCCUGGCAGAACCCUGGUACACAAGCCCCCGCCAUCGUAUCCGCAGGAUCGGCCUCCAGCGCGGGUCAAGAAACGCAUCGAUCGCGAUGGCAUCUGUUGACAUCAUCGAUUGCAACUGCGUUUGCUUUUUCUUUUCGCAUUUUCCUUCUCCAUCUCCUCCUACUCCUCCCCCAUCCUCCCGUGUACAAUCACUGAUGUCGCCAUGGUCCCAGAUAUUUUUGAUGACGCAUUUGAUCAAGCAAUUGAUUGCCAAUUUCUCGACUAGUGUGGCCAGUCUGCUAGAGAGAACAUAUGCUACUGCACGAUAACAUGAGCCAGGACAUCAAAAGGCUCGAACUCGAAUUAAACAAGACACUACAAGAAGUAAUCAACGCUAUCAGUUGACAAUGAAAUCUUUUGUAUCAAAAAGAAU